This is a messenger RNA of Phytophthora sojae, 726 nucleotides long. RefSeq lists its product as hypothetical. The transcript is spliced from 2 exons. Gene Ontology annotation, molecular function: DNA binding. The coding region runs from base 1 to 726 and encodes 241 amino acids. The record is from RefSeq and is a predicted model, not a curated record. Gene Ontology annotation, biological process: DNA recombination; DNA integration. NCBI's taxonomy places the organism in Eukaryota, Oomycota, Peronosporomycetes, Peronosporales, Peronosporaceae.
AUGUCGGUGGCAUCGCUAGUUCCUGCGAACAGCCAGAGAAGCGGAGUGACGGCUGUGAAGUCCUUCGAAGACUUCCUUGCAAAUAAGGAGGUGACGCUCACAGAAGUGCAUGAUCGUAUUUCUAAGGACAGCACAGCGGUCGCUCUUGCCCUUCAACCCGCUCCAGGAACUCGCAUCUUCCCGCAAUUUGCUGCCGUACCUGCACUGUCCGCGUCCGACGACCAAGACGACGAUGGCGAGCUGGGGCUGAUUGCGCAGCUAGACCGCGAGCUUGCGGAAGCACCUACAUGCAAGACUCCACAGCCAUGUCGAGCCAACUCGGCCCCUGGUGCCCAAGCUUAUAUCAAUAGACUAUUAGUCACGGUUAGUGGACUGCCAGCAGCAAAGGAGAGUGGACUCACGAAGGGACUUACCUCGCACUCCUUCAGAAGAGGUGGGGCCAUGCACGCCAACGCCGACAGUCGCAUUAGCCCGAACCGGGUUGUUGAACGCGGGGGCUGGAAUAUGUCGCGCGUGAGCAAGGCGUUUUCCUACAUGCUAAACACAACACACGAUGAUCAACAAGUUGCGCGCCAAUUGAGCGGGUGGAACCCGCAAGCGGGCGCCCGACUUCCAGACCUUACCGCCUUGGACGGAGUCGUCCGAGCGCGCGUGGAGAAGCUGCAGGAUCUCCUCUUCGCUGCUGUCACUGGUUUCCCGACAGUGUCUUGGAACUUGGAUCCUUAG